UGUUGGCAGCAGUGGCAGUCCUCACUACUGACCCACGCCUGUUUGCCAAAGUGGUCCCAAUGGAGCAGACCUUCGAAGAAAGUGAGUACUUUGGAGCAUUUCGAUUCAUGUUCUGGCACUUUGGAGAAUUUAAACAAGUGGUGGUGGACGACAGACUUCCUACCCUCAACGGUGAACUCAUAUUUAUGCAAUCCGCACAAAAAGACGAAUUCUGGUCUGCCCUUUUAGAGAAAGCCUACGCCAAGUCAGUCCCUCUGACCAUCCCAGAAUGUGUGGCUGCUACCAAGCCCUCGAGGGAGGCUCAGCCUUGGAAGCCCUCAUUGACUUUACAGGCGGAGUCGGAGAGAGAUUUGACCUAUCAAGAACCUCCUCUAAACUAUUUUCCCAACUCAACUCAGCCCGUGACCCUCACUAGACUGGGACAACAAGUCCAGUUGGUCAGAUUGCGGAAUCCGUGGGGACAGGUUGAGUGGAAUGGUCCGUGGAGUGAUGGGUCACCCGAAUGGGGACUCGUCUCUCCCACGGAAAAAAACCAACUUGAUCUUGUCUGUCAAAAUGACGGAGAAUUCUGGUCGGGUUUUCCGUGAUUUGUAGGAUGGAUUGGAAAGAUUUUACUUCCAACUACUCCAUUGUCGAGGUAUGCAACCUCCAGCCAGAUUCCGUCACGGAUUCCGUGAUCGACCAGUGGAAGGUGACACAAUUCGAAGGGUCCUGGGUCAAAUUUGUCACCGCGGCGGGAAAUAUUAAGUCAAGUAAUUUUUUUUGGUUAUUUUUGAAUCUUAUUUGUCAAAUCCCACGUUUUUGUUUCAAGUUGGAGAGACUCAGCAGAGGACCACGGAAGUUCUCAUUUCGGUCUCUCAGAAAGACCGGAGGAGACUCUUUGCCCAAGGGAAGUCAAUGUUGGCCAUUGCUUUCCACGUUUUUGAGGUAUUUUUUUAAUUAUAUGAGAAUUUUGGCGGGAAAAAACGCCUAGUUGGGAGUUCUGGUCCCUACAGUAAUAAAAGGGAAAUAUCUCAGAGAUUUGAACUCAAAGCUGGGAGUUAUUCCCUUAUAGUCUCCACAUAUGAGCCCAAUAUUCCCGGGGAAUUUUUAGUGAGGAUCUUCAGUGAG
Messenger RNA from Octopus sinensis (East Asian common octopus), 1110 nucleotides. Its product is annotated as calpain-1 catalytic subunit-like. The coding region runs from base 60 to 587 and encodes 175 amino acids. Gene Ontology annotation, molecular function: calcium-dependent cysteine-type endopeptidase activity. Gene Ontology annotation, biological process: proteolysis. NCBI's taxonomy places the organism in Eukaryota, Metazoa, Mollusca, Cephalopoda, Octopoda, Octopodidae. Gene Ontology annotation, cellular component: cytoplasm. The transcript has 2 exons. The record is from RefSeq and is a predicted model, not a curated record.